Messenger RNA from Amaranthus tricolor (Joseph's coat), 1606 nucleotides. Its product is annotated as ATP-dependent Clp protease proteolytic subunit-related protein 4, chloroplastic-like. Gene Ontology annotation, cellular component: endopeptidase Clp complex. NCBI's taxonomy places the organism in Eukaryota, Viridiplantae, Streptophyta, Magnoliopsida, Caryophyllales, Amaranthaceae. Gene Ontology annotation, biological process: protein quality control for misfolded or incompletely synthesized proteins. Gene Ontology annotation, molecular function: ATP-dependent peptidase activity; ATPase binding; serine-type endopeptidase activity. The transcript has 8 exons. The record is from RefSeq and is a predicted model, not a curated record. Bases 125 to 1156 code for a protein of 343 amino acids.
UUGACCUUGAAUAUCAAAAAUUUUAGAUACCCGAUCUGAAUAUUUCUAUCAAAAUGAUAGUUUCCAAAUAUCCUAUUCGACAGCAUUUUCGAAUCGGAUAACCGAUUAUACUUGCCUCUGUUUGAUGUUGCUUUCCCCUACUUUUUCGGGUCGGAUUCUGCUUCUACUGUGUCUCCUAUCCUCUUCUUUCCAAUUCCGUCUCCCCCUUUUUUUCAUCACACCUUUUCAGUUUCCAUUUAAUUCGUUGGACAGAGUAAGCUCUCUCCUCUGUUCAGCAAUGGCGGCAACCAUGGCGUCUUCUUCUUUCCUCACAACACGAAUACUCUCUUCUUCAUCUCUUUCUACUCACUCCAAACCAAGCAGCAUUACCUCUUCAUCAUUUUCCACUAAUUUUCUCUCUCCCUUCGUUGGCGGCAGCGUUUUUGGAGAUUUCUCUGGCAGCAAACUCCGACCACUUUCUCUCUCCUCGUCUACUUCUCGUCCUAAACGCGGCGUUGUGACUAUGGUUAUACCUUUUUCCCGAGGAAGUGCUUGGGAGCAACCACCCCCGGAUUUGGCCUCUUACUUGUACAAGAACAGGAUAGUUUAUUUGGGCAUGUCUCUUGUUCCUUCUGUUACUGAGCUUAUACUUGCAGAAUUUCUUUAUCUUCAAUAUGAGGAUGAGGAAAAACCGAUUUAUCUUUAUGUAAAUUCUACUGGCACGACGAAGGGUGGUGAGAAGUUGGGCUAUGAAACAGAGGCAUUUGCGAUAUAUGAUGUUAUGAGGUACGUCAAGCCGCCUAUUUUCACUCUCUGUGUUGGUAAUGCCUGGGGAGAGGCAGCCUUGCUUUUGGCUGCUGGUGCAAAGGGAAAUCGUGCAGCUCUUCCAUCUUCUACUAUUAUGAUGAAACAGCCCAUUGCUAGGUUUCAAGGCCAAGCAACUGAUGUUGAGCUUGCUAGGAAAGAAGUUACGAAUGUGAAGGCAGAAUUGGUUAAACUAUUCUCAAGACACGUUGGGAAGUCUCCUGAAGUGAUUGAGGCUGACAUCCGUCGCCCAAAAUAUUUCAGCCCUAGUGAAGCUGUUGAAUAUGGGAUCAUUGAUAAGGUUCUCUACAAUGAAAGGAGCCCAGAGGACAAAGGAGUUGUUGCAGACCUGAAGAAAGCACAGUUUAUUUAGAUAUGCAGAAACCUUCGAUAAGUUCUCAUGACGAGUUCGGGCUACUGUCCAGUUUUCACGCUUGCAUGGGAAAACCUCAGUUACGUUCUGAUCAUGAAAUCGAUGUGCAGGAACCUCUCUAUUUUCUGAAAGUGAUGAUGCCUUGUAUGAAGUCUGCAAUUGUAAUGAAGCGCUCCAGAUCAUGUAUACUGGAUUCAAGUGACUGUUUGGUUAAACUAAGAGGGUAUGGUCAAACAGGGAAUGGGUUGACUGUUUGUGAGGAAAUUGGUGCCAAGUUAAAAACAUGUAUAUUUUUGUUACAGGAUAAAAUGCGAUAGGUCAAGGAACAUAAUUCCUAGAUUGAAUAUGAUACUACCUCGAUAUUUUUGUUAUGUUUCUUUCAAAUAACAUCAAUACUGUGUAGUAAAAUCUUGAUGCUGUAAGAUAUGAGAUUGAAGUGGCUUGUCUUAA